CAGAACCAAAUUAAAAAAUUGACUUCUAAAAUUCCGACAGGCGUCACUCGAUCUUAUUAACUUGUUAUACAUUUUGUAGGAAUAGAAGUCAAAACAAUAUAAAGUGCAUCGUAAAUGUUAAAUGCUGAUCAGAAAAUGGGCACCCGAUCAGGCAAUAAAAUAAAACUACGCAAUCCAGCGUUUAAGUGCGAUAUUUGCUGUCGUAGGUUGAUGAGCGCUGAAGCUCUUAAAACACAUCAAAUGUGCGUACACAGUGUAACAAAUAAAGUGAAAGCCAAAACUGCAUCUAAACAGGUAGUUAUGAAACCGAAGGUGCAGGCACAAGCUAUAAAGAAUGUAAAACUAGUAAACCCAAAGUCUGCUCCGACGAAGAAAAUUGUCAACAAUAAACCAGCGAACAAAAUCACAGAGAAAACGGGAAAAGGUGCAACUAAGACUAUUGACACUGGCGAGGAAUACGAAUGUCCGAAAUGCUUCAAGAAUUUCAAUACUUAUUUCUUAGCACAUCGACAUAUACAGAAGCAUCACUCUGUAAACAACAAUAAUGAAGAAGUGUCUCCAAAUUCUCCAAACAUAAUAAAGCCCAAUGUAAUUUUGAUUUGUGUUAAAUGUAACCGACGGCCAAAAUCAUUAGAGAAUCAUAAAUGUACGACGUAUAAAUUCGAUGAAUCGUCGUUUACAUCGAAGUAUAUUUGCAUGGGAUGUAACGAGCAAUUCCAAAGUUUGAGGUUAUUCGAUGUUCAUGUAUCUGGUUUACAUUGUGAUGGAGUUGAAAGCAUGUUCUUCCCAACAAAUGAAGUGUACCUAUCAUGGAAGGAUGAUGUAAUGAAAAAGACCGGAGUAAAAUAUGUAAUGGAAAAAAAUAAUAGUAAACAAAUGUUGCGUUGUCCGUGCAUACCGUCUGAUGUUAAUGACGAUGUUACUCCAUACAUAUGUCCAUCUUGUAUCGUAGUACAAGAAUUACCAAAAGGUAUACAAGUACAUUUUUAUAAGAACCAUUACGGACAUAAAUGUGGUAAAUACGAUUUACCUGAUAAAUAUAAGAAAUUUACUCUGUCCACGUUAAUACAAAAUGAAGAAGCAUAUACAGAAAUCGAUGAGACGACGGAAACGGAAAUCUACCAUCAAUUCAAACAAUUAAUGCAUGCAAUAAUUGAAGAUGCUGCUAAAAUUAGAAUUGAUCAAAUGAAAAUAUUAUUAAAAAAAGCUUUAGAUAUGACUACAGUUUUCAGUAAUGAGGUAGAUGAAAAAAAAUUCAUGUCAAUGAAAUUAGUAUUGGAAAAUAAUAUUACGGGACUUUUAAAUAUAGACAAUCAAGGUAAAAGAAAAAAUGUAUCAAACGAUAAAAUAGCUGAAACUGUGACGAAAAGAUUUAAAACAAGAAUGUAUCAGAAAGAUGAAGCAAACGUCAAAGAUAAUGCAGUAAUUAAAAUUGUCAAUUCAUACUCUUUGGCACAAGAAGAGAUAAUGCGUGUGAUAAAUGAAGGCAACACUGAAGAAAAUAAAGCCAUUGAUACUCCAGAAGAUGCAACAGAUUCAAAAUUAAAAAAAACUCAAGAUACAACAGAUAAAAAAUCAAAUAAAGAUGAUACAUUAAAAUUGAAUAGGAAACAAUUGGAAUCACCUUCUUCGUUCGCUGACUCUUACAAAGUAUUUGUUGAACAGUUAUCGGAACCUGGUCCACCGAGACAUAAAAAGAAAUCCAAUGUCGAUAAACAAAUCAUGAAUAUCUCGAUACCAAAUGUCACUACUGAAAUUCUUAUAAAGGAUGAAAUACCAAAGAUUCAAACACCGGAAAUAAAAAAAGAGCUUACAAUAUCAAGACCAAAAGAAUAUAAAUAUGAAGUGAAAGAACAAGAAAACGAUUGUAAUAUAUUAAUUCUUAAAUUUUGAAAUCUCUAUAUAAAUGCGAAAGUUUGCAUGGAUCUUUGUAGCCGAAAGCUGGAAAAUACAUAGGCUACUUUUGUUUUUUAAAUCCACGUGGUUGGAGUCGCGGGCGAAAGCUGGUUUACAUAUAUUACAUUGGUUUACUAUAUGACAUUUAAUUCUUUACACACAUUGAGGAAACAAUUACAUAUACAUGUUAAAACCGUGGUAUUGUUUAUUUACGCCAUUUUGCUGACUCCCUGUUAGUAAAAAAGUGACUUCACACCAUCAUAAAGUUUGAAUCUUGUAAUACUUCUUUUUUAAAACAGUUAAUCAGUACCUUUGGUGAUAUGGUUAGGUUUUUACAUUUUUUUUAUUUCAUUUAUGUAUAGUUGUUUUUUUAAAAUAUAAAACCAGCGCUUGACUACAAUUCCACCUAAACUAAGUGAAAGUGUGGUCGAAGGAUGUUAAUUAAAAUGUUUAAUCUAUUAUGGUAGUUAAUUGUUUUUUUUCAAUGUUUUUACACUUUCCAUCUUUAUAGAAGAGAAUCACGAUAAUAAAUAAAAAAACCUAAAUUUUUGACUAAAAUGUUGUAAUAUCUUUCUAACUUUUUCAUAUUUUCAUGAAAAUAUUCCGGAAGUAUAUUGGAUUGGCGGUAAUUUGUUCUCAUUAAGACAAAUCGAUGUUCGUUCGGAAAUAUUGUACUUGUAAUUAUAGUUAAAAAUAAUUUGUAUUAGUCAACUUUAAGGUAAAUUAUGUUUCAGUUUAAAUAUGUAUAUGUAUUUUAAUAUUACAUG
Molecule: messenger RNA, 2663 nt
Organism: Papilio polytes (common Mormon)
Lineage: Eukaryota; Metazoa; Arthropoda; Insecta; Lepidoptera; Papilionidae
Exons: 3
Coding region: 115-1893 (592 amino acids)
Source: RefSeq, a predicted model, not a curated record